CGCCUGGGUCCGCCGCUGGGUCCGUGUUUCGAAGCUCCCUCCCUGUCGGAGGCUGACCUUGUUCCCGCGAUGACGGCUUCCUGCGGGCUGAGCUGAGACGGACUUGGCCGCCCUCACAGCAAGAUGUGCCAGUGAAGGAGAACCAGGGUUACCGAUAAGUUUCGCUGGCCGUCAUGCAGUGGACCGGGCCGGUACAGUAGCUCGUCUGUUCAAGCCGGGGAGUGGAUGUCGCAGGCGGAUACCGUGUGGAAAUGAGUAACAGGAUGGAGGGUUCGGAGGGUCCAGGGUCCCGGGCGAACGGACCCAUCGCACCGCCCAGCAGCCCGGUGGGCUCCGGUAUUGGCCCACCUGUGCCCCCAGAGGAGAUGGGCGAUGAACCGCAGUCGUCUCUGACAGACGUCACCCAAAUGUGGAUUAACUUCGGCAAGACUUUUGCCAUCAUCUUCCCGAUCUACAUCUUGGGAUACUUUGAGUUCAGCUUUAGCUGGGUUCUGAUCGGACUCGCCGCGUUGUUCUACUGGAGAAAGAACUACGGCGGCAGGGACUACAGGAUAAACCGUGCUUUAGCAUUCCUGGAGCAUGAGGAGAAAGCAGUGAAGCAAAGUGUGUCCACUGCGGAGCUUCCACCAUGGGUCCAUUAUCCAGAUGUGGAGAGAGUGGAGUGGCUGAAUAAGACGGUGAAGCAGAUGUGGCCGUUCAUCUGCCAGUUCGUGGACAAGCUGUUCAGGGAGACCAUCGAGCCGGCCGUGAAGGGCGCCAACCCUCAUCUCAGCUCCUUCUGCUUCACCAAGAUCGACAUGGGGGACAAGCCUCUGAGAGUGAACGGGGUGAAAGUUUACACAGAGAAUGUGGACAAGAGGCAGGUGAUCAUGGACCUGCAGAUCAGCUUCGUCGGGAACACAGAGAUCGACGUGGACAUCAAGAAAUACUACUGCAGAGCUGGAAUCAAAAGUAUACAGCUCCAUGGAACGAUGAGAGUGGUGAUGGAGCCUCUGCUGGGGGACAUGCCUCUGAUCGGAGCCCUGUCCGUCUUUUUCCUCAAGAAACCAUUGCUGGACAUCAAUUGGACGGGACUGACAAACAUGCUGGACAUUCCUGGUGUCAAUGGUUUGUGUGACAACAUCAUCCAGGACAUCAUCUACAGCUUCCUGGUCCUGCCCAACCGUCUGACCAUCCCUCUGGUGGGAGAAGCUGAGCUGGCCCGGCUCCGCUUCCCCAUGCCCAAGGGCAUCCUGAGGAUCCACUUCAUCGAGGCCCAGGACCUGCUGGGUAAAGACAAGUUCCUCGGAGGGCUCAUCAAAGGCAAGUCGGACCCGUACGGAGUCAUCCAGGUCGGGACUCAGCUCUUCCAGAGCAAAGUCAUCCACGACACCGUCCACCCGAAGUGGAACGAGGUGUACGAGGCCUUAAUAUACGACCACUCAGGACAGAAUCUGGAGAUCGAGCUGUUUGAUGAAGACACCGACAAAGACGACUUCCUUGGAAACCUGCUGAUCGACCUGGCCGAGCUCCAGAAGGAACAGAAGGUCGAUGAGUGGUUUGUGAUGCAAGAUGUGGCCACAGGGAAGCUGCACCUCAGACUGGAGUGGUUAUCUCUGCUGCCCACACCUGAGAAGCUGGACCAGGCGCUGACGAGCAUCAAAGCCGACCGCUGUCAAGCCAACGACGGCCUGUCGUCUGCGCUGCUCGUCAUCUUCCUGGAUUCGGCCAGAAACCUGCCUAGCGUCUUCGAGGGGAACUUGGGCUCUGGCUACUUAAAAGAGAGGCGGGCGGCGGGCCUGGUGUUCUGCGAGAACACGGCCUCUCUCUAUCGGACCUUAUUUCGCAAUCCGUUAGAGUUCAACCAAGCGGGGCUGAAGAAGGCCUCGGUCAGUAAGGCCAUCAAGUCCGGUAAAAAAGUGACCAGUGAUCCCAGUCCGUUCGUCCAGUUCACAGUGGGACACAAGUCGUUCGAGAGCAAGGUCAGAUAUAAGACUAAUGAACCCGUGUGGGAGGAAGCCUUCACCUUCCUCAUCCACAACCCCAAAACCCAGGAGCUGGAGGUGGAGGUGAAGGAUGAGAAACACGAGUGCUCUUUGGGGACGUUAACGCUUCCUCUGAGCCGCCUGCUGGAGGCCAAGGACAUGAUGCUGAACCAGCGCUUCCCCAUGAAGAACUCCGGACCGAGCUGCACCCUCAAGAUGAAGAUGGCUCUGCGGGUGUUGUGUUUGGAUAAGGACCCAUCCUCGCCCUCAGACACCACCCCAUCCUCCGUGCAGGUCCGCAAGCCCAGCUCCUCCACCACCCCGCGGCCCUCCAUCUCCUCCGACUCCCCCAAGCCUCCCUCCUCCAGCCAGGACAUCCCCCGCUCUGCCUCCGUGUCCGCCCAGGACCUGCUGAACCGGCGGAAGGAGUCCGAUGAUCCCUUUAGAUCCCCAGGAAGCGUGGAGUUAGGGCAAGUGGGAGGAGUAGGAGGAGGUCACAGUCUGGCGGAGACCGGGAGGAGCACCUCCAACCUGGCCAUCUCGGGCUCCCAACAGUAUCUGGCUGGAGGCAAAGAACCGACGCCGAGCAUCGCAUCGGACAUCUCCAACCCGUUUGCUGCUCAGGAGCUGCAGACGAGAAUCCAGCAGCUGCAAAAUGGUUCAGGCCCGAGUCACUUCCCCCUGGGCGAGGUCCAGCUGACAGUCAGACACAGCUCCCAGAGGAACAAACUCAUCGUGGUCGUUCACGCCUGCAGAAACCUGAUCGCGUUCACCGACCACGGCUCAGAUCCGUACGUCCGCCUCUACCUGCUCCCUGACAAACGGAGGUCGGGCAGGAGGAAAACUCACACCUUCAAGAAAAACCUCAACCCAGUUUACGACCAGACGUUUGAGUUCACCGUUUCCCUUGUGGAGCUCCACAGGCGAACUCUGGAUGUGGCGGUGAAGAACGGAGGAGGUCUGCUCUCCAAACACAAAGGCCUUCUGGGAAAGGUUCUGGUGGAUUUGACCCAUGAAGACAUCAGUAAGGGCUGGACACAGUGGUUCGAGCUGAGCGGAGACGGCCUGGCGAAGCCUCACCAACUAUAGACGGCUACGACGGGAACCAUCAUCAUCAUUACUAUCAUUACUAUAUCAUCAUCAUCAUCAUCAUCAUAUCACCACACUUCCACUUUACACACUUCCACUUCCAGUGUGGCUCUUUUUCUUUGAUUUUCAUUACUUGUAACUUGAACCAGAAAAAGCAGCUUUUGACAUUUAAUCACAGUCAGUCGCAAGGCAAACCUCCCCUUUAAGAAGUGAAAGGCUGAUAGAAUAAAGGGAGUAUACAACGUGUAGAAGACUAUACAUAUAUAAAUAUAUAUAUAUAUAUAUAUCAUUAUGUUCUGCUGUGGAAAGUCUAUAUACCAUAUUUAUAUCAGCUGUAGAGGACGACAGUUUCUAUUUCUUUUGCUUUUUGUAGAAGUUUCCUGCCUGGAGUUUCAGUAACGAGCGACGAUGUACAGGUUUGUAAAUAGAAACGACGAUGCUGGACGAAACAGACGGGGUAUUUUUUUAGAGAGCAGAGCGGAGAAGAGAGAGAGAGGCGUGGUCUCUUUUUACUUGGCCAAAUGAUUGUUUGUAAUUUUAUUUGAGUACAUUUUUUUUUUUUUUAAAUGAAAAACAUUCUGGAAGGAGUUUCUGAAGCCGAGCCGACGGUCGCAGGGAAAGACGCCACCAAAGAGACGAGAAGAAUUUAACUCUGUCGCAGGUUUUGGUAACGCGGCUUUGUCUCUCUGUAAUAACACCUGUUAGCCGAGUGGAAAGAUCUUUAAAGAUACGAAUAUUGUUUUUAAAUUUCAUGCGGUUCAGUUUGCCAACACGGAUCUUUAACACCUGUUGUUACACUGAAGAUGAAGCCACGUCGAGUGUGUUUUUGUAAAACUGAAUAUUUGCACAUAUUUUUUUGUCUCGCGGGGAUCAUCUUUACUCUCACUUAACAUUUUUACAUUACCUAAAUUCAUCAAGAAAGAAAAAGUGUCAGUUUUUAAAGCUGUUUGUUGUUUUUGUUUUUUUACAUCAAGUGUCGCUCUGUUUUACACACAGCGGCUUUUAGAAAUGAGGAUUAUAAUUUUGGCGUUUCCUCUCCUAAGAAAUGGGACGUUGUGUAUAAAUCGCUUGUUUUUUGUUUUAUUGUUCACACGCAGCGGGCGUCACGAUAAACUCCACUACAAUCAUUCUGAGUCGCUCACGUUUUGUUUAUGAAUCAACGUUAAGUCUUAACUGAAGUGUCGUUCUCAGCGAGACGCCGCGAUGAGAACGACAUUUAUCUUUUUCCUUCGUUAGCUGUUCACACACCGUCUUCACGCACAUCGUAUUAAACACCGCUUCCACUUCACAGCACUCGCUCAGAAAGGGAUUUAUAUAAACAGACAAAUACACAGAAUACAUAAUUCUUAAUAUCUAACAAGAUGAAUAAAUGCACAUAUUGUCUUUGCGGUCAUACGAAGCCAAAGAGCAGCAGCUCGGUGAUGACGAGGAGGAGCACGGUGUGACCUUUGACCUUCAAAACACACAACAGACUUUUUUGCCUUUCCGUGUUCAUAUCACACAUCAAGAAAGUACUUUACAUACAUGUACAUGAACUGUGCCGUUCUGCAUUUAUGUCAUUACUGUUUUGGUUUUUUUAAUUUUAUUUUUAUUUGUGUUCUCCAGCCGUCACCCUCUCUGUCCUGUUUCUGUGUUUUUUACUUUGUAAAGAAUCACAGCGAUUGUCUGUCAGCCGUUACAGAAAACGAGAGCUGUGUCUCUCUGGGGUUUGUCCUCCGAGAAAGGCGGUCCGUCUCCUCCGUCUUCUUAAUUUAUCUUGUGCCUUAACAAUUCACACGACCCAGAGAUAAUAUUUACAUGUACGAACAGAGUAACAGAACCAACGAAAUGCUCCAACAGUUUGUUUUCCGAAUGUCUCCUACAUGUCUUUAAAAACAAAUAAAGAGCUUUAGCUGGCGACGGCAGCAUGAAGCUGUACGCAGUG
This is a messenger RNA of Acanthopagrus latus (yellowfin seabream), 4977 nucleotides long. Its product is annotated as extended synaptotagmin-2-like. Lineage: Eukaryota; Metazoa; Chordata; Actinopteri; Spariformes; Sparidae. The coding region runs from base 252 to 3053 and encodes 933 amino acids. Gene Ontology annotation, molecular function: lipid binding. Gene Ontology annotation, biological process: lipid transport. The transcript has 25 exons. The record is from RefSeq and is a predicted model, not a curated record.